AUGGACUCUGUUUUCAUCAACAUCUCGACCGUCUUGACGUUGGUGUUCAACGGCUCCGUGCUCACCUUCGAUCACCGAACGGCCCAUAAACGCAUCGUGCUCAGUGAGAACUCCACUAAAGCGUCCGUCUCAGACGAGCACACGAACUACGCCGACUGCCCCGAGCGCUUCUUCGUCUGCUCCCAGGUCUUGGCCUCCAAGGGCUUCUCCGCAGGCCGCCACUACUGGGAGGUCCGACUGAGCAGCAACAACUUCAUCGGCAUCGGCCUGGCCUACGGCAGCAUCGACCGCAAAGGCCCCAACAGCCGGCUGGGCCGCAACGACAAGUCGUGGUGCGUGGAGUGGUUCAACGUGAAGCUGUCUGCCUGGCACAACAGCAAGGAGGUGGUGCUGGUUAACCCCAACCCGAAGCGGGUCGGUGUGCUGUUGGACUGCGACGAGGGCAGGGCUACGUUUUACAACGUGUCCGACAGAGCCUAUCCCUUCCACUCGUUUACGUUUCCUUUCGCCGAGGCCGUCUAUCCGGCCUUCUGGAUCUUCUCCAGUGGCUCUUUUAUCAGUUUGUGCAAGCUUCAGUAGUGAGUUGAAAACCGUGCAUGCACCAAAACACACACACGCUACUUUUAAUACUAAUCGCUGACACGAGCAACAGAAAAACAAUGAAAACCAGUUAAAUCAGGAAGAACGAGUUUCUCUAAAGGUGGGAUCUCACCGAGCUGCAACUCUUAGAAAAUACGCUGUUGCACGUGCACUGACUUCUGAACGGUCGCGACCAGAAGGCCGCACGGCCACGUUUUUUAAAACGACGGCCCGUUUUAACGUGAGCGGUUUACAAAGCUGCGUUCUUGGCCGCGCACAUUAUUUCGUUGCGUCGUACCGGCCUCGCAUUUCUGAUUUAAUCUGGGGAAAAAAAUCCGUUACGAAGGUUUUACCAACUAGUCAACGUUCACAGCUCGGGGAAAUUUUACUUUUAGAGCAGCGGUAGCGCACACACACACACACACACACA
Nematolebias whitei (Rio pearlfish) is the source of this 1009-nucleotide messenger RNA. RefSeq names its product E3 ubiquitin/ISG15 ligase TRIM25-like. Gene Ontology annotation, molecular function: protein binding. Bases 1 to 579 code for a protein of 192 amino acids. The transcript has 2 exons. NCBI's taxonomy places the organism in Eukaryota, Metazoa, Chordata, Actinopteri, Cyprinodontiformes, Rivulidae. The record is from RefSeq and is a predicted model, not a curated record.